AUGCCGUCCUACUCGUCCCGCUACGGCGCUCCCCCGCUCAACGACGACCCGCUGUCCGAGCCCAAGUUCCUCGCCGGCCUCGAGGCUGCCGGCUACCUCCAGCGUCUCGACACGUCUGAGGCUCGCAUCACGGCCCGCUACCAGCACGCCCUCUCCAAGAUGUCGUUCGCCUCGCACUCGGAGGAGUUCCUCACUCGCGCCGGGGUCCGCAAGGUCCACCGCUCGACCGUCCAGUUCUUUACCGAGGACCCGACGCCCAUGGACCCGUUCGUGCACGUCAUGGUCGGCAGCCUCCCGCCGUCGCGCCCGUCGCUCGUCACGCCGCGCAACUGCGAGACUUCCUCGUGGACCCCGAUCGGCUCGGAGGACGAGGCCGACGGCACCGUCCACUUUACCGUGACGCACCCUGGCUUCUGGCCGGUCACGGUCGUCUUCGACUGCAACCGCGAGGACCUCCGUCGCGAGGACAGGUUCUCGUCGAUCCGCGCCGGCGAGGAGUCGGACUCGGACCCCGAGGCGUACCUCCCGCCGACCUCGUCCCGUCGCGCGCGUGGCUCGACCGCUCGCCGCGACAGCAUGUUCGACGACACGUACGAGGCUCCUCGCGGCGCUCGUGGCGGUUCCCGCCGCGGCUCGUACAUCGCGCCCGACGAGGACUCGACCUCGGACGACGACGACGAGUACGCCGGCCGCCGUGCCGGUCGCAGGCCCGCUCGUCGCGAGUCGAUGAGCGCGAGGGACCUCGACGACGCCAUCGCCGGCAUGAGCCUCGGCCGCUCGAACAGCCGUGCGUCGAUGCGCCGCUCGAGCUCGCGCGCCGGCUCUCGUCGCGCGUACUAG
Rhodotorula graminis WP1 is the source of this 840-nucleotide messenger RNA. RefSeq lists its product as uncharacterized. The record is from RefSeq and is a predicted model, not a curated record. Bases 1 to 840 code for a protein of 279 amino acids. NCBI's taxonomy places the organism in Eukaryota, Fungi, Basidiomycota, Microbotryomycetes, Sporidiobolales, Sporidiobolaceae. The transcript is spliced from 6 exons.